ACACUCUCAACUCUCUCCCCUAAAAAAAAACCCUGUAACCUAAUCACCUCAUCACCACCAAUCCUGUCGACGGCCACCACCACUCAUGCCGCCGGCCACGAGCACCAUCACCAACUUCGCCACAACCACCACCAUCCUUGUAACCAACACCGUCGGAAUCGAAGCCAUGCGGUUCACACCGUCGGAAUUGAGUGACGAGUUGUAGGUCGGAUGCUGAGUGAAAUAAACCCUAAAUUGAAGUAAUUGAAGGUUGUGAUCAAUUUGUAUUGCCAGCUACGCACACUACAGCUUACUUGUUUUGAUGAUGGAAGGUUUACAGAGGCAACUGCAACGUGACCGUGGUUUAACAGUUUCCACACUUCCAGACAAAGGUCGCUGCCUCUUCACCACUCGAGACUUCUCUCCAGGAGAAAUUAUAUUAAGUGAAGAACCUUAUGUCUCUGUACCAAAUAAAAGUUCAGCGGAAUCGAGAUGUGAUUGGUGUUUUACAUCAAGUAAUAUAAAGAGGUGCUCAUCUUGUCAUGUUGUAUGGUAUUGUGGGAGCAGAUGUCAGAAAUCUGAUUGGAAGCUGCACCGUCUCGAAUGCCAGCUGCUUUCCCAGCUAGAGAAAAAUAGAAUACGAUCACUUACACCUUCUAUACGUUUGAUGGUUAAACUUUACCUCAAGAAGAAGUUGCAGGAUGAAAAGGUGAUCCCUACUACUGUGAUGGACAACUACAGCCUGGUCAAGAAUUUAGUAUCCCAUAUCUCAGAGGUUGGCGAGAACCAGUUGGUGUUAUAUGCACAAAUGGCAAGUCUUGUCAAUAUAAUACUCCAGUGGCCGAAUCUAAAUAUUAAAGAGAUUGCAGAAAAUUUUUCCAAGCUUGCAUGCAAUGCGCACACAGUCUGUGACAGUGAGCUUAUACCAUUAGGAACCGGACUGUAUCCCGUCGUUUCCAUUAUAAAUCACAGUUGCUAUCCAAAUUCCGUUCUGGUGUUUGAGGGACGGAUGGCAACAGUACGUGCGAUGCAACACAUACCCAAAGGUAGCGAGGUAUUGAUAAGCUACAUAGAGACAGCAGGGAGUACAUUGACUCGACAAAAGGCUUUAAAAGAACAGUACUUCUUCACUUGCAGUUGUCCUCGCUGCAUAAAACUUGGUCAGAAAGAUGAUAUUGAAGAAAGUGCAGUUAUUGAAGGUUAUAGAUGCAAGAAUCACACAUGUGAUGGUUUUUUGCUUCGUGAUCCUGAGAGCAAAGGACUUAUAUGCCAACGAUGUGGGCUUGUAAGGGGCAUAGAAGAAAUACUAAAGAUUGCUGGUGAAGAAAAAGCUAUGUCAGAGAAGGCAUCUGCUGCUCUUUCCUCUGGGCAUACUAGUGAAGCCCUUGACAUGUACUUGAUGGUUGAGAAGCUGCAAGUGAAGCUUUGUCAUUCUGGUUCUAUCAAAUUGAUGCGAACUAGGGAAAUUCUCUUAAAAAUACUAAUGGAGAUGCAAGAUUGGAAGAAAGCACUGACAUAUUGUAGACUGACAAUCCCAGUUUAUGAAAGAGUGUACCCUAAUAUCCAUCCUCUCCGUGGGCUGCAAUAUUAUACUUGUGGGAAGCUUAACUGGUUACUUGGACACACAGAAGAAGCCAUUAAAUCACUUACACAAGCAGUUGAUGUAUUGCGCAUCACUCAUGGAACCACUACUCCUUUCAUGAAGGAACUUCUUGGUAAAUUGGAAGAAGCACGCGCGGAAGCUUCUUUCAAGCUCUCAUCGAUGGAUGAUGAAUAGGGAUCAAUCUAUACGGGAGUGUGUUCGAUGUAGAACCAAUUGCAAAAAGUAAGAAACAUAGUGUCAUCGAUGAAAAUUGUUGCAAAAUAUACAUGAUUCGAAAACAAUGAAUGUAUGUGUUGUUGGUUUCUGUUAUUAGUUUAACAUUAGUAUGGGCAGAUUUAUGAUGUCUUAUUUGUUUAUUUUUUUAGGAAUUACCAAAAUAUAACAUUUAAACGGUGAACUAAUCAAAUUUCAUAGUU
Messenger RNA from Helianthus annuus (common sunflower), 1998 nucleotides. Its product is annotated as histone-lysine N-methyltransferase ASHR1. Gene Ontology annotation, molecular function: protein binding. The transcript is spliced from 15 exons. Gene Ontology annotation, cellular component: nucleus. The record is from RefSeq and is a predicted model, not a curated record. The coding region runs from base 302 to 1756 and encodes 484 amino acids. Lineage: Eukaryota; Viridiplantae; Streptophyta; Magnoliopsida; Asterales; Asteraceae.